CCAAGUAACUCCAACAAAGUUAACACAAUUCCGUCUCAAAAGAUGUCUAAGACUAAGAGGCAUAAGAGUUUUUAUAAAAUAUAUUAGAUUUAGUUCUAGAUUUGUCUAGGUCUCUAAAUAGAUCUAUAUCUGAUCUAGCUGUCACACAAAGGAUUUGGUGCACUUUUAUGUUGCUGUUUCAAAUAAUAUUAUCUCUUUAUAGAUCUAUCUAAAUUUAGAUCUAGAUCUAUCUAGUUAGCACCUAAUCAGACUCAGGCUCAGGCUAAUCACAUAAAACACUAAGAAUUCGUUUAAAAUCAUCGUCAUGCUGUUCCUCUACUUAUUAAGCUGGGUUGCGCUAGUCAUACAAAUGUGUGUUGUCACAUUAUCCAUAGCUGCAGGUCUGUAUUACUUAGCAGAGCUUGUUGAAGAAUAUACAUCAAUAGCUGGGAAAACUAUCAAAUAUCUUGUUUAUGGAACAAUUGUAGUCUAUGCAGGCUUGCUGAUAUUUGAAGAUGUUGGUUUUCUCAUGGUAGCUGGAGGUCUGUUAAGCUGCUUAGCUUAUCUGUUCAUACUGCAGAACUUCCCUUAUUUCUUUCUUACAUCACCCUCUUUUAUCAGUGCUGUUGUGUUGUUGCUGUUCAAUCAUUAUAUGGCUUUUAUAUACUUCUCAAAUAACUGGUAUCCAUUCUCUGAGAUUUUGGCCUAUUUUACUGUGUGUUUAUGGCUUGUACCAUUUGCUUUCUUCGUGUCAUUGUCUGCAAAUGAAUAUGUUUUGCCUACAUCUAAUACUCCAGUGCUAGAGCAAGAUGACUCUGAUGUUGUAAGCAACUACUUCAGAAAGAACAAGAAAAAGCUUGGACUUUUACUAUUCCUUAAAACAGCACAAGAAAGUGUACUUCCUCAAAGAAUGCGGAAACAGUUUUAACUGUAUGUUAAUAAAUGUGGUUUUACAAAUGUGCAUACUUGUAGGUGACAAAAUGACUGGCAACUGUAUUUUGUUAGAUAAAAAAAGUGUCUUUAAUUUUACUGAUUUUAACACUAUUUCCUUACAAUAUGCAAUCUACCUGUUUUGUGUGUGUGUGUGUGUGUGUACGUGUGUGUGUGGAAAUGUCUCACUUUACAUAGUGGAAAGUAGUCAUCACUUUGAUGUUUUAGAAAGUAAGCCCUAUAAAUAUAUUUUUCUUCACACCUAGCAACAGAUUGUCAUCCAUAUUUCUGCAAGAAAAACUAAAAGAUAAAACUUUUAUAUGUACUGUUAGCUGAAAAAUGGUUACUAAUACAGCAGAAAGAGCUUAGUUUUACUUGGCAUAGUUUGAGUUUCAGCACAUCAUACAGCAGAAAGAGUUUAGUUUUACCUGGUAUAGUUUGAGUUCCAGAUAAAAUUUUAUUUCUGUUUUCAGUCCAUUUAAUUAAUUGAUCAAUUUUCAUACGAUGAAAAUCAAAGCACCCAAAGUAUUUCUUUUUCCACACAGGUAAUUUUUAAUAAUUGUGAUUAACCUCUUCUAUAAAACAAAGUUUUCAAAGGAAUAUCAAUACCAACAUUUGCCUAAUUACACCCUAGUAUAUUUUAAUAACUAACAAAUUUAGAAACUAUAUCUGUGUAGAAAAGAAAAUGAGAUUUCUUUUAAUUCUUUUUAAUGUUUUUUUUAAUAACAUAAAUGGUGUAAAAACGAUUCUGUGCAUGUUUAUGCUUUGUAAAGGUAUAUUAAUACUCAAACAAAUGGUGAUCUAUUUUGUUUAAAUGGAGUAUAUGUUAUUUUUUUAAAUUUAAGUACAUGUGUAAAAAACAACAACAUUGAGAAUGCAUGCUUCAAAAUGUACUUUAUUUGCUGCUUGCAUUUAUUCCUUGAGGUUCUUUUCGUUUAUUCUUACCUUCCCAAAACUGUCUGUACUUGAUCAAUGUCAUAAUUACAAGGUUAACUCAUUUCAUUAAUUUUUAAGUAACUCCCUAAAUAUAAAUGAUGAGAUCUUAUUUAUUUCUCUGGGCCAUGAAUAACCACUUGUAGUUGUUGUGCUGUUAAGUAGAACCAAAGCUUUCCAUUGUGCUUUGUUACGAACUCCUUAUGCUAAUGAGUAUGAAGAGACAGUUGGUUUUCUUUUUCAAUCCCUGGAGAUUGAAAAUAACCUAGAAAAAAACUGUUCUUUCACAGUGUGUUCUAGCCUUCAUAACUUUCAUUUUUUAAAAAACAAUAAUAGCUCCUCCCAUUUGUUUAAUUAUGGACUUCAAACAUAUCAUUCUGUUAUAAAACUAGGUCUGAAAGGUGUGUUCAUCAUCCAUCAUUCGAUACUAUAAUAUUGUACUGUACUAGAACAUCCCCCUUUGUUGAGAACAAGAAGAAGAUUCCCCUUUCGUUAUGAGAUUCUUUCUCUUAUCUAUAGUUGCAUACUUUGUUUGGUUGCUUUAAUUUUCAGUUUAUCUAAUGACAUGCAAUAUAAUGUUUAUUUCAUUUUUACUAGUAAGUGGCAUGCAAAAUAAUGUUUGAAUCUUUUAAUAGUCAUUUUUUUCUUCUAUAUUGCAUUUUUUUUUCCGGUUUCCACCUCUAAUUUCUUUGCAAUUUUAGUGGGUCCUGUUUCUGGUGUUAUCCUUGUAUUUAUUUUUGUUUAAAGAUAACACAUAUUAAAUAUAACCAAUUAACUCUUUCAGUGCUAAUUAUUUUGAUCGAAAAAAUGGAUGAACACAAAUUUUUUAUUUUAUUAAACAAUCUAACAUAUUUGAUUUUAUUUAAAGGUAAUGAAUGGGCUACAAAAUUAUAAUAAAAACAAAUUAUUAUUCAGGAAAAUAUUUUUUCAUUAAUUUUUAAACUUAGCAAGGGAAAAGGAAAUAUUAAAAAAAAAUGUUUAAAAUUGAUAUACUGAAAGAUUUAACCUUUUAAUUAAACAUUUAAUCCAUAAAUAUUGAAAAAUCACAAAACUAGACACAUUUAAUCACUUCAAAUUUCAUAAAAGAUUAACAAGUGCACACAAAAAUUGUAUUAUUGACAUUUUUUGGGUCCCGGGAAAUAAACUAAAAAAGAGGAACCAUUAACGCAAAGUUUUCUUUAUUGAUACUGGAUCAAAUUUACUACCAAAACAAAGAACAAUCACUUCCACAUCCAGAAAAUGAAAAAAAAAAGAAAUAAAAAGUUUAACAUAAAAAAGAUAGUGAAAUAAAUAUUAUAAACCAAGUUACUUGCUGAGAGUAAUGCCGCACUGACCAACGCUAGCAAAGUUACUCGUUGAGAGUAACGCUGCACUUAAAGAGUUAAUAUGUUCCUUUUUAGUUUUGUAAACCUUUCAACCCAAUGAUUCUUUUCAUUAUAUAACAACAAAAAGGAUUACAAUAAUAGGGAAUGUAAUGGGUAAAAGCAAACAUCUAUUAAUCCAAAGCACUGAAAGAGAUUUUCCAAUAUGCUGUAAGAUUUGCAAGGAUUAAUAUAAAGAUUAAUAUGUAGGAUGCCAAUGUCAGAAAUAACUUACGCAAAGAAAAAUUAAUGGGGAAGGUGGGGGGGGGGGGGGGACUUAUUUUGGAAUUAGAAAUUUAGAUUAUAACUAGGCAUUACUGAUGUUCUGUUUAGCUUACUGCAAGUUUAAGCUAAAUAUUAAAACACAAAUUAAAUCUGACUAACUUUUGACUUCAAUGAAAAGUAAAUAAUUGCUAUUGUGUUGUGUUACAGAUAUUAUAAAUUGUGCUUUUAAGUUGUAAAAAAAUAUUUCUAAUUCAUUUAAUUAAAAUAAUGUAUUUUUUUAAAUAGAAACGCUGUUAAAUAAAUAUAAAAUAUAUUAUAGUAUAAAAUAUUGCUAAGAAUUUUUAAGACUUCAUUACUAUAUUGUACUUAGUAUUUUCACAAUGUGCAUCCCAGUUACUAAAAAUAUUUAUUGUUGUGAUACUAACAUUAUAUUAUGUUGUGCUUUGUGAUAAUUGCAUGGAAUUAUGCUAUUAUAUUGUCUAUAUGGCUUGAUGUUCAGUCUUUUUUUUUUUUUUUUUAUCAAUAUUUAUUUUGAGCAUUUUUAUUUGUUUUUAGGGAAACAAUGAGAUGAAAAAAAAAUUUUUGUUAAGAACAUUAUCAUUUUUAACACAUAAUCAUUUUGUAUGAAAAUGUGAAAGUCUAAGUUAUAUGCAUAAUACUAUGGAUUAGUUGUCUUGCUAUUCAUUUAUCAUUAAUAUCAUCUCUGUAUCAAUAGAAAAUGUUGUACAUAGAAAAUAUUCUUAUGUAAUGAAUCAUAGUAAUGUAAUGUUUUGCACCAUCAAUUAUUUUUGUAUAAUAACUAUUGUGUCAGCUUUUUUUUUUGUUGUGUAUUUAAAUAAAAAAUUCAGUAUGAUUUAGCAGACUGUUCUAUUGAAAUUUAUAGCAUUACUUUUUUUUGUUAUUUGAUUUGAGAUGAAUAAAAGAAUUAAAAUAAUUUUUACGUUAUUACAAACUAAUGUAGGUAAGUAUUCAUGUUGUUAAAUAUUUCUAAAAUGUUUAGAUUCUUAGUUAAUUAGUGAGAUAUAUUUUUUUUGUUAUAAGCUAAAACAUUAUUGUACAUUUUGCUUUAUAAGAAACUAAGCAAUUAUAAAAAAAUAACAAGAUUAAAUUAAAUUUGUUGCAUUACAACUUGAUACAUGUUUAAAUUGCUUUAAAAGGUUUUCAUAUUUCAUAACAUUUGUUCUGAACAAUUUUAAAAAGUUGUUUGAACUUAUGAAGAUAAGUCUUAAGACCUUACAUAUUUGUUUGAUUUCAAAUCAUUCAUUUACAUUGUUAUUCACCUGUCAGACAUCUUUUUAACUUAGGCUUCCCAACAUGCAAGUUUUGUUUCAUUUCUUUCAUAACAAAUAAAUGUUAAAUAAUUAAUUUGGCAAGUUUUGUUUUUUAGUUUGGUGAAAUGCUUAAAGACAAUUUUUAAAAACAAAAUUACACUUUAUUUUUUUUUUUGCAAUAAAUUUUUUAAAUAAAA
Messenger RNA from Biomphalaria glabrata, 4896 nucleotides. Its product is annotated as protein TEX261-like. The record is from RefSeq and is a predicted model, not a curated record. Gene Ontology annotation, cellular component: Golgi membrane; endoplasmic reticulum membrane; COPII-coated ER to Golgi transport vesicle. The transcript is spliced from 6 exons. The coding region runs from base 305 to 907 and encodes 200 amino acids. Gene Ontology annotation, molecular function: COPII receptor activity. Gene Ontology annotation, biological process: endoplasmic reticulum to Golgi vesicle-mediated transport. NCBI's taxonomy places the organism in Eukaryota, Metazoa, Mollusca, Gastropoda, Planorbidae.